AAAACCUAACCACAUUUUCAAUCACCACCAUCCCUCCCGCGUGAAGUUCUGCGAACAUCUAACCCAACCAUAUUUUCAAUCACCACCAUCCCUCCCGCGUGAAGCUCUGCGAUCAUCUCGCUCUCCUGCUCCUCUGCUGUGCCUCUGCAAAGGGUCGCCUCUCUCUUGCUCUCCCUCUCUUCCCAUCUGCAAAACUCGUGAGCUCUGGACCAGGCAAAGCUCUGCGAACGUCUCGCUCUCCUGCUCUCUCGCUCGCCCUCUCUUUGCCCUCUGUAAAGCUUCUGGACUAGGCAAAGUUCUUCUGCAGCAAACAAACGGAGUUGAGAGGUGGAAAAAGAUGAACAGUGGGUACUUCCAAGAGCGUUUGAGAACCCUUUUAGCUACUAAGCGCUGGGACUACUGUGUGUAUUGGAAACCCAGCAACGACCAGAGGAGUAUUGAAUGGGUGGGGUGUUGCUGCGGGGGAGCUACUGAAUAUGGAGAUAGUGAGAAUGGUUUGGUGGGGACUUUUGCAUCUAAAUUUUAUUGUAGGGAUACAGUUUUGCCCCACCCACUCACCCAGUCCUGCCACCUUCUCUUGGCAUCGCCUACCUCCAUCCCUUUGGACUCUGCUGUUGCUGGGGUUUAUGCACAGGUGCUUUUGUCCGGGCAGGCCAGAUGGAUUAAUAUUAAUACUCAACCCACCCACCUAACGGAUUGCAGUGAAGUGGGGGCUAAUACAAAUAAUAAUAAUACAAGGGCAUUCAUUCCUGUUCCUGGAGGAGGCCUUGUGGAGCUGUUUGCUUUUGAUAAUGUAUCAGAGGAUCGUGAGGUGAUUGAGUUUGUUAUGGAGGAGCAGUGGCCUGCAAAUUGGCCCCUUGAACACCCUCUCCAUCAGGAAUCUUGGCAGCAGCAGAGGUAGGAAGCGAUGAUGAUAUCUUCUUCUUCAUCUUCCGCCAUAAAGGAAAUACCUUUCCAUUUCUCAUCGGAAAACUUAACCGGAAACCACCAAAGUUUCGAGCCCCAAUCCCCAACAGACCUAUAGGAAGAUUACGAAAGAAGAUACUACUACCACCACCACCAAAUGCUCGGCAGCAGGCAAAAGGACUUCCAUCACCACCCCCCAUGGACUGGUGUCCCUUCUCCUUCGGAUUGGGGGUCGUAUGGCCAACAGCAGCUGAGGAACAGCAGCUGAGGAACAACAACGUUCUCUUUGAUGUCUCUGCCGACUCCAUGCUCUCAGAUGACAUGAUGAAGCCUCCAAUCUCCUUCCCCAAUCUUAAAUCGACAUCAUCCUCAUCACAGGUGAAGCAGUAGGGUGAGCAGAGGGGUGACUCCAUCUCUGACUGCAGCGAGGAUGACGACGAACAAAAGGGAAGGUCCUGAAGGAAACACCAGUCUAAGAACCUGGUGGCUGAGAGGAAGAGAAGGAAGAAGCUCAGUGAAAGGCUCAAUGCCCUCUGCUCCCUCGUGCCCAAGAUCACCAAGGCACGCCAACAUGACAACCCAACCCCUUCUCUCUUUUUUUUUUCAAGCUGUAAACUCUCAUUUUUAUAAUCUGUUUCAGUCUUUUUUCCAUCUUCCUCUAUUCAUCUUUCAACUAUGCUCUCAUUCUUUUUCGAAGUGAACAUAUGUAAUUUCGUGGGUAUGAGAUUGUUUGUAGAUGGACAGGGCACCCAUCUUGGGUGAUGCCAUAGAGUAUGUAAAGGAGCUGCAGAUGCUAGUGAAGGCACUGCAGGAGGAGCUGGAUGAGACAACUGAGGAAGAGCAGCAGCAGCAGCAGCAGCAGUAGCAACAGCAAGGUAACGGAGGCGAUGGUGGUGCUCCUCCGGCUACGACCCCUUCCUCUGAUAGCAACAACCAUGGCGGCUUAGCGUCAUGGAGGAGCGGGUUGAGGAAUCCUCAUCCACUACUCAUCACCUGCUGCAUAUCCCCAACAUCAACAAUGACUCUUCUGAUGACAAGGCUCAGCAGCAGCAAAUGGAGGUUCAGGUUGAGGUGAACCAAGUAGGCGCCCAUGAGUUCAACCUGAAGAUAUUUUGCGAGAAAAGCAGUGGUGGUUUUGCGAGGCUAAUGCAGGCUGUGGAUGCCUUGGGCCUCGAAGUAAGCCAUGUUAAUAUCACUACUUACAUGAGCCUCAUUCUUAAUGUCUUCAAAGUCGAAGUAUGUCUCAACAAUCCUUUCUCUGGGACAUAGCCGCUUCCCUCUCGGUUAUGAGAAUGCAAAUUGGUGUGCUUGUGUUGUUGCCAGAUGAGGGAUAACGAAGCUAUACAGGCAAAGCAUGUGAGGGAUUCACUUCUGGAGCUCACCUGCAAUCCCAAUGGCUGGCCUUCCCCUGUACCUAAAUUGUAGCAUGUCCACUUGCGGGAGCUUCCGCCAGCAAUCGGCGCCGCCAACUUCUCCAGCACCCAUAUUUGAUACCGUUGUUUCAUAUACAAUGUUUUGAAUAUUUUUAGUCUAAGAUUUUUCUUCGUUCUUGAAACUAACCAUAUCAAGCAGUUUUAAAUCACUCACUUUGUCUGAAUUAUGAACUUAAUUUGUUUAAACUGCAUCAUGCUAUUGUGGGGUUUGAAUUGUUUAAUGAUAGCUUAUUACUAAUGGUAUUCGAUAUGCAAA
Messenger RNA from Amborella trichopoda, 2595 nucleotides. RefSeq names its product transcription factor ABORTED MICROSPORES. Lineage: Eukaryota; Viridiplantae; Streptophyta; Magnoliopsida; Amborellales; Amborellaceae. Gene Ontology annotation, cellular component: nucleus. Gene Ontology annotation, molecular function: DNA-binding transcription factor activity; sequence-specific DNA binding. The record is from RefSeq and is a predicted model, not a curated record. Gene Ontology annotation, biological process: regulation of DNA-templated transcription.